AUGAGUUGCCAGCAGGAGUCAUCGACCUCCGUAUCCUGUAACUCCUGCCCCAGUGAUGGCCAGCACAAUGGCUGUGUGGGCGACAUUGAAGACUACAAAGUCGAGCUGGACUCGUUACGCAAACGCACUCGGGAGCUUGAACAGAAGCUGUCGGAGGUAGGCCUGGGGACUAAUGGCGGUGGUGUCGGGUCUUCUUCGUCGCCAUCCAAGUUCCGGUCGGCUCGCUGGUUCAACGACAAAAGCAAUCCCGAGAUGUCCGCUCUCUAUGCUGACCGGUAUUUCAAUUUCGGGCUCACUGAGGAGGAAUUGAUGUCUGGAAGACCGAUUGUCGGCAUUGCACAGUCGGGCUCCGACCUGGCGCCGUGCAACCGGUAUCAUCUGACACUGGCCAAACGAGUCCGUGAAGGGAUUCGGUCAGCUGGCGGCAUUGCAUUCGAGUUUCCAACACAUCCCAUCCAGGAGAGUUCGCGAAGGCCUACUGCGACGCUGGACAGGAAUCUGGCAUAUUUAGGGCUGGUCGAGCUGCUGUUUGCUUAUCCGUUGGACGGUGUCGUCCUUCUGACUGGCUGUGACAAGACAACUCCCGCCUUCCUCAUGGCCGCUGCUACUGUGAAUAUCCCAGCCAUCUGCCUCAACGUGGGCCCGAUGCUGAACGGCCGCAUCAAGGGCUCGAACCAGCGCAUGGGUUCAGGAACAGUUGUGUGGAAAGCCCGAGAUCUGCACGCCGCAGGUGAGAUCGAUGAUGAUAUGCUGGUGGAGAUGAUCACGUCUGGGACGCCAUCUGCUGGCCACUGCAACACUAUGGGCACGGCAUCAACCAUGAACGCGCUUGCUGAGGCCCUGGGGAUGGCACUGCCGGGAUCCGCGGCCAUUCCGGCACCAUAUCGUGAGCGAGCCCAAGUCGCGUACAAGACGGGCAGACAGAUUGUCGAAAUGAUUCAUGCGGACCGCAAGCCAAGUGACAUCAUGACAAGGGAAGCGUUCGAGAAUGCCAUCGUGGUCAACAGCGCCAUUGGAGGCAGCACCAAUGCUCCGAUCCACUUGAAUGCGAUUGCAAAGCAUACUGGAGUGCCUCUCGAUCUGAACGACUGGGACAAAAUCGGAUUCGACAUCCCGCUGCUCGUGAACGUCCAACCGGCCGGCGAGAUGUUGUGUGAAGAAUACUACAAGGCGGGCGGUCUCCCGGCUGUCAUGGCCGAGCUCCUGGACCAGGGCAAGCUGCACGCCCAAGCCCUGACGUGUAAUGGCAGGACAGUCAAGGACAAUGUGAGUGGUCAACACUCCUGGGACCGACAGACGAUCAGGGCGUACUCGGAACCGCAGAAAGAAAGUGCUGGGUUUCUCCAUAUGACCGGCAGUCUCUUUGAUUCCGCCAUCAUGAAGACCUCUGUCAUAUCGGACGGAUUCCGCAAAGAGUUCUUGGAAGAUCCUAACGAUCCCAACGCUUUCGAGUGCAAGGCUGUUGUGUUCGAUGGUCGGGAAGAUUUCAUCCAGCGCAUCGAUGACCCCAAGACUUCCAUCGAUAAGAGGACCAUCUUGGUCAUGAGAGGCGCGGGCCCGAUCGGAUAUCCCGGCGCCGCAGAGGUGGUCAACAUGCAUGCGCCGGGACAUCUGUUGAAGCAAGGGGUCCAUUCUCUGCCGUGCAUCGGAGACGGCAGACAGUCUGGCACGUCAGGGUCGCCGUCUAUUCUGAACGCCAGUCCGGAAGCAGCUGCAGGUGGGAACCUGGCGCUCUUACGUGACGGCGACCGGCUACGGGUCGACCUCAACAAAAGAAAGGUCAAUAUUCUGGUGGCAGAGGAUGAAUUGGAGCGGCGUCGUAAGGAGCUCGAGUCUAAAGGCGGCUAUGCGAUUCCAGAAAGCCAAACGCCAUGGCAGGAUAUCUUCAGGCGGGAGACCGGCCAGCUGAAUGAGGGUAUGGUCCUGAAUUGCGCUGUCAAAUAUCAACGCGUGGCGCAACGCUGGCCUGCGCCCCGGCACAACCAUUGA
Molecule: messenger RNA, 1989 nt
Organism: Capronia coronata CBS 617.96
Lineage: Eukaryota; Fungi; Ascomycota; Eurotiomycetes; Chaetothyriales; Herpotrichiellaceae
Product: dihydroxy-acid dehydratase
Exons: 3
Coding region: 1-1989 (662 amino acids)
Molecular function (GO): hydro-lyase activity
Source: RefSeq, a predicted model, not a curated record